Bombus pyrosoma is the source of this 1564-nucleotide messenger RNA. RefSeq names its product ataxin-7-like protein 3 (gene Sgf11). Bases 457 to 1446 code for a protein of 329 amino acids. The record is from RefSeq and is a predicted model, not a curated record. Lineage: Eukaryota; Metazoa; Arthropoda; Insecta; Hymenoptera; Apidae. Gene Ontology annotation, biological process: positive regulation of DNA-templated transcription; regulation of transcription by RNA polymerase II. Gene Ontology annotation, cellular component: DUBm complex; SAGA complex. Gene Ontology annotation, molecular function: transcription coactivator activity. The transcript is spliced from 3 exons.
CUUGCUGUGUUUGUGUCCUUUGACCGAAAAAUGGCCUUUUAUGAUGAACAUGUGUUGGGUUUUUCCCGUCUGAUGACUGUCCGCUUUCUCCGUGAUGUUUAAGAGCGCCUAAUAAACUCAAGGAUCUUUCCAAGACCCCGCCGUAAACUGCAAAUAUUUCUAGAAUUAGGGAAUUCUCCAGACGUGCAAUUAGACUGGCAAACAUUUGUGGAGACAAUGCAGCUACAGGCUAAUGUCUUUAUGGUGGGUUAUUGCGUCCAUUGAGAAUCGGGAUGGCUGUAGGUUGACCGUUGGCUGCCAGGUAGCGAGGGACGGCGCGCAGAGGUCCUACACGACGUAACAAAUGCGCGUCUUAAGCGAAAACUAAGAAAUACAUACACACGUUACGAAGCGGAGCUGUCUCCAUAGCACUGUAAACAGAACGAGAUUGUAUUGUAUGAUUAUUCGACACUUAAAAUGUCCGUGACUGAAGAGAGAAUUCAAGAAUUAAACAGACGAUUUCUGGAAUUUAUGAGUAAAAGCGAGAAUGUGGAAGGUGCGACUAAAGAAAUUUAUGACGACCUCCUGGACGAGGUUUUAAUGGGAUUUGUUUUCGAUGUACAUCGAACCACAAAAACUGGUAGUUCUGAUGUCGAAGAAGGCAUACCUGAUGAUGAAUCUUACGCUAUUGUAGAUUCUCCAGGAUUGGAUGUUUUUGGACAACAUCCUGUCAAAAAAUCCCAAGAAUGCAAUUGCCCAAAUUGUGAUAGAGGAGUUGCAGCUUGUCGUUUUGCAACUCAUUUAGAGAAAUGUAUGGGCAUGGGACGAAAUAGUUCAAGAAUUGCAUCAAGACGCAUAGCAAAUAAUUCGAAAGAUCUCAGUAACUUCAGUGGUGUUAUAAGCGAUGAUGAUGAUGAUGUUGAUUGGAGCUUAAAUAAUGAUAAGCGUAAACGCAGGAAAGAUCGUAAUGGUAUAAAAAGAACAAAACAACAAAAAAGUAGUCAAAGGAAUGGUGAAACUGUAAGUGAACAUAUUCAUAGCAGUAAUGAGAAUUCUCCAUCAAAUUACGAAAAUAUGUCCUUGGAAGAUAAAAGGAUUUUAUUAACACAAAUCUGUGGAGUAAUAUCAGAGCAUACAAAAAAGUUGUGUACGAGAUCUAUGCGGUGUCCACAACAUACAGAAGAUCAAAGGAAAGAAAUGAGAGCAAAUUUGGAAUCUGGAAACAAUAUACAACCUAGUCAAGAUAAUCUUCAUGUAGAUGUAGAUACCUAUGAAGAAGGAGAUGGACAAAAUUUAAGAGAAGCAUUAGCGCGUUGGGAUCGUGAGGGAUCAAGUCACUCGAGUCCAGCGGAUUCUACAUCUACCACAUCUACAUCUUCAAUAAGUAGAAAACGAGAAACAAAGUCAAAAGGAAAAGGCAAAGGUUCCAAACGCGAUCGCGGUUCGCCCAUUUCACAAGGAGAUUAAAAUUAGUUUGUUUAAUUCAUUUUUUAAUUUUAUGAAUUUUCUAACAGGGAAAGUUAUGUAAUAAUAAUGUUCCUAUGCAUUGUAUAAAGCUUUAAGAAUAUAUUAUCCAUCACAAAAA